Messenger RNA from Hyaloscypha bicolor E, 1047 nucleotides. RefSeq lists its product as uncharacterized. The transcript has a single exon. Lineage: Eukaryota; Fungi; Ascomycota; Leotiomycetes; Helotiales; Hyaloscyphaceae. The annotation marks the transcript as partial. The record is from RefSeq and is a predicted model, not a curated record.
AUGCGGCCCUCAUAUUCCAGCGAGGAACUGAACUGCCUCAAUUCUCUCUGCACAGUCAACCCUGGCGACUAUCGGAUGAUGCUCGCACAUCACAAAGAAACGAGAGUCGAGUCAACAUGCACAUGGCUUCUGAGUCACGUUUCGUAUAUAAAGUGGCUAGUCCCAUCUUCCUCUUUGCUUUGGAUUUCUGGGACGCCUGGUCAAGGUAAAACUAUGCUCGCCUUGUUCAUGACCAAGGAAUUGGAACAUAUGUCUGAGGAAAAGGAAAAGACAACGGUUGGAUAUUUCUUCUGGGAUAUCAGAACACGUCAAAACACAGCCGCUGCGAUGCUCCGGACCCUCAUUUACCAGCUUCUUCGAAAACAACCUCAACUAUUCGUGCAUAUUAUGGACGACUAUUUGAUGCGGAAAUCCUCAGACCUCCCGCCUUUCUCGGACGAGAGCUUUACAACACUCUGGCGUAUCUUCUCCGCUAUGAUUAAUGACGAUUCGCAUGAUACAUUCUAUUGCGUCCUUGACGGGCUCGAUGAAUGUGAAAAAAGCUCCCGCGAUCUUUUCCUGGAUCUCCUUCAUCAACUGUUGCACGCCUCGCAUCACCGCAAUGAAAACUCUAGACGAAAGCUCAAAUUACUCGUAACGUCGAGGCCUCUGCCUGGAAACACAGAGCAGAAAUUUACGCCCUUUGUCUUGCAGCUUGAGCUGAAUAAGGCUACUUCAGGCCACGAUGUGCAACUCUACAUUAAGAAGCAAGUUGCGGAUCUAGUGAAUCUUGGAUUUAGCGAAGCUCGAGUCGCAAGAAUUGAAAAGGCACUUAGUUCGCGCUGCGAAAGUACGUUCCUUUGGGUGUCGCUUGCCACGCAAGAAAUGAAGAAAAAGCCACCUUGGAAAGCCGAAAAGCUAGUGGCUCAACUACCCUCGGGCAUGGCCCAGCUCUACGCCAAACUGCUUGCGAAUAUUAAUAUAGAGUUUCGCACAGAUGUAGAGCACAUCUUAAUGCUUGUCAGCACAGCAUUCCGCCCACUGACAGUCAUGGAACUUGCCACAGCG